AUGCAGACUGGGCAGGCACAGUGCUCAGCAGAGGAGAGAGCUAAGCUGCAGCCCCAGAGGGAGCUGAGUGAGGGGAAAGCAGCAUCCCAGUGUAAUGUCAGCCUAAAGAAACAGAGGAACCGUGGCAUCCUCAGCUCCUUCUUCUGCUGCCUCCGUAACUAUAAUGUGGAGGCCCCGCCAGCCAGCAGCCCCAGUGUGCUUCCCCCGCUGGUGGAGGAGAACGGAGGGCUUCAGAAGGGCGACCAGAGGCAGGUCAUUCCCAUACCAAGUCCACCAGCUAAAUACCUCCUUCCCGAGGUGACGGUGCUUGACUAUGGAAAGAAAUGUGUGGUCAUUGAUUUAGAUGAAACAUUGGUGCACAGUUCAUUUAAGCCUAUUAGUAAUGCUGAUUUUAUUGUUCCGGUUGAAAUCGAUGGAACUAUACAUCAGGUGUAUGUGCUGAAGCGGCCACAUGUGGACGAGUUCCUCCAGAGGAUGGGACAGCUCUUUGAGUGUGUGCUCUUUACUGCCAGCUUGGCCAAGUACGCAGACCCUGUGGCUGACCUGCUAGACCGCUGGGGCGUGUUCCGGGCACGGCUCUUCAGAGAAUCGUGUGUUUUCCAUCGUGGGAACUACGUGAAAGACCUGAGUCGCCUUGGACGGGAGCUGAGCAAAGUGAUCAUCGUGGACAAUUCUCCUGCCUCGUACAUCUUCCACCCUGAGAAUGCAGUGCCUGUGCAGUCCUGGUUCGAUGACAUGACGGACACGGAGCUGCUGGACCUCAUCCCCUUCUUUGAGGGCCUGAGCCGGGAAGACGACGUGUACAGCAUGCUGCACAGACUCUGCAAUAGGUAGCCCCGGCCGUCUCCCCGCCUCCCACCUGUGCACUCUGGAGCCCCCCGCCGUGGGGACCACCGGCCUCGACUCCCUGGGAGCUGACAGUGACUCUGCACUCCAGGCCGCGGGGCAAAUGUGGCCAUACCUACCGGUUUCAUUUUUUAAGAACAGAAACAACUAUUUUAAAAUGAACUCUUUUAAUGAAUUUCUUAAAGGGACAUGCAUUUUACUGGAUUUGCUUUUCUUAAAACAUACCAAAAAGAAAAAAAAAAGCUUGGUAUCUAUCAGACUUCCUUUCAACUGUCCUCCCUUCCAAGCAGACAACCUGCCCUCUUUUACCGCAGCUCGGAGCAGCUGACCCAACUCAGAAUCUCUUUCCUACAGGAUGAAGUGCCUUUUUGAAUGUUAUUUUAAGCUGAGAAUUAAUUUUUCUACACAACGUAUUUCCAGUCUUUUAUUGUCUCAGAUUCUCUAAGAAGAUAAAUAUGACAAUUUUCUAGAACCUGGGGGGAGGGGGUGGCGAGGGAUGGGAGUGAGUCCUAGGAGCCUGUCUCCCAGCAGGUGUGACUGCUCUGACAACCUGUGGCAUGCCGCAGGGUCGGGGUCCGGAUGGAGUUUAUGUGACCGUGCCCAUCUCCAUUCAUUUCUGACCCAGUUUGGGAUGUAUUUGCAAUUGUGUGGCUCCAUUAGGAAACAAUAGCUUCUUUCACAUUAUGGUUUCUGAUGGUGACAAAUUGGUCUUGAGGUCACAUUUUUCCCUUGAAAAGUGGCAUUAUGUGACUUCUUCUUUCACACUACUUCCAUACUUCUGUGUUUUUUUGUUUUGUUUUGUUGUUGUUUUGGGUAGAGCAAUUACAAGAAACUCAAACCCUUGGAUUUUUAAAAACAAAAAAAAAAUCAGUUUAUUGAUUUUUAAAUCUUUCCUUUCCAAAAGCUGGAUACACGUGGAGCUGUUUGGGGAUUUUCUUUGCUGCUACUGCGCUGCCACCAAAUGGAAUUGACCAGCGGCUGUUACACUGUUCUUUGCCACUGUGCCUAUGCUCAGAAUCUGCUCACUGCUAAGCUGCACACUCGGAUGGGGUUAGAAUCAUAGGUGUCCCCCUCACCCAUGGCAGACUUACCAACUGUACCCCUUCCCUGGCACUGGCCAUGGGAGCACAGAAGGGUACAAAGACAAAAGGGCCAGCGCGCCACGCAAGUGUGGUGCUCAUUUUAAAAUUGCAGUCAACAUCAGACCCUGUGAUAAGCUGACUGUUCUCUCCUGAGGACCCGUGACCUCCACCAACCACCACGCCAGUGUGGCCCAAGUCCAUCUCUUGGUCUUCUUUUUUGAAGCACAGCCUCGUUCUGAGCCAAGCGGUGGGGAGCCUGUCUAGAUUGGGACUCGUUGUCCUGAGCCCGGGAGAGGAAGGCUUCCUCCCCGAGGCGGGGGUCCCUGUGCAGUCUUUCCCAGUGAGAUGUUUUUAAGCAGUGCCAUGUUCCUUGUUUGACAACAAGUAUAAAGUAUUGCUCUUAAAAAUAAUGAAAAAGAACCCUUUUGUGUUGGCACCAUUGCCUUAGUCCUCUGUGGGUUGGGCCUCUGCCAGAGUUCUGAUGGGAGCGACUGGCACUAACAAAACUGGAAAUGGAGGGUCCAAGUAAAAUUUCUUUUUUUGCUUCUAUUCACAAAAUAAUGACGUUAGCUGCCAAUCAAGUCCUCCCAACAGCACUUUGGUCUGUGGACUGCCCUGCAUUCGGAAAAGAAGUAAGUAUUCAGGGGUAACCCGGUCUCCCAGCAUUCUGCGUGUUCCAAACCCCAUAAUCCACAUGCCAAUUCAAAAAGAAACAGCCCCUUGCUCGGCAUUACCAACGAUAAUAACAGUUACAUGGCAGAUCUCUACAUGCCAUAAACCGUGAAUUGGGAAACGAGUCAUUAAAUGAACCCGCUGCCUUAAAUGUCUUGAAUGUCUCAGUCCAGUGUCUGUCGUGUCGAAAUCCAUGGAGAGCUUGGUCCUGAUGAGAGCCUUUAGACCCUUACCCAUGCUCCCCCUUGUUGGCAUCACAAGGUCUAGUUCAGCAUUGUGGGGAAGGGGGGGCUGAAAGGACUGAAAUUCUAGACCAUUUCAGGGGACUCGAACCUAGGAAGAGUGACAGAUGGAGUGAAGACGCUUGGCAGGCUUGAGCCAGACACUUCCCCUAGUCGUUCCCGACACCGUGCGUGCCAUGCGCUGACCCAGUGCAGAGCUUGUGAGGAUGGGGCCCGGUUCCUGCCACCACAGACACAGAGCUCUCAGGAGGGCCAGUCAGCCCUCUGAGGGUCCUGGGUUCUGUGCACCUUAUUUGACCAUACUCCAAAAUUCCACUUUUAUUUUAACCCUUGAUUCUGCUUUAUGUACAUAAUAAAAAUAUCUAUAUCUAUAUAUAUAUAUAUUUUUAAUCAUCUACAUGUAAAUGAAGCAAUAGAAUUCUAACAUAAGGCCAAGAAAUGAAAUGAAUGUUUGGGGUUUAUAUUUUUAAGGUAAAUACGGGUAUUGUUUUAAUUAUUACCUUUUAUUAAAUUGUGGGCUUUAAAAACCUAAUUGAAACCUAUGAGCUAUUUCUCUGUGCCAUAUACUUCCCAUGUUACCAAAACAUCCCUGACACUUUAGCCAAAAGACAAAUCUGACGUCCUGAGUUCUCAUGGUCCUUUCUGUACCAGGUUAAAAUAUAGUCUUCUAAACAAAUAUUUUUUACAUGAAGAUCUGGGACAGGAUACCUUGGGUCAUGGACUCCGGCCCCUGUGAUGCUGUGACAUCUCUGGCCGGGCCUCUAGUGGAGGUGCCCAGACACGUCUGAGGUCGUUACUGCUCUGUCUUCCAUGGCUCUGGAACCCUACAUGUUGGUCUGUGGUUUCACCCAUUAGCCAUUUGUAAACAAUGUGUUUGUAUACUAAAAAGGAACACCACCUGUCAUGGCUGAUGGUUGGUGGGGAAGCUCCUUUGACAUGGUGCAAUUUUGAUGAGAUGACGUUGGAGAUACGAGGAUGACCUAAUGACAUUGAUAUGUCAUGGUUGCAGCAUUUGAACUUGUGGUAUAAAAAAGAAAUCUGUAAAUCUAUAAUCUGGCAACAUUUUACAACCCUAUAUUUUAAAGAUGGCUUUCUAAUAAAAUCCAGAACCACACAGCCCUAUGGUCAAACACUCGUGACGUUUGUGCCUCUGCUUUUAAAGGUGCUGUGAUGGACAGUGGGCAUGCCAGACUUAGAGAGGAGGGGGUGGCUCGAAGUGCUUGCAGUUACCUGUGCAAAACCGACUGGCUGCCUCUGUUCCCAUUUUACUGUAAUUUGAUGGUGUCUGUUCCUGUUCCAUUCUCCAGGGAGCUUCUCUGCAGACUAACAACCCCCCUCUUCCCCCAAAAUAGUGGAGAUGCUGGUGUCUGAGUAGUCAUGGAUUUCUGUUGGACAUAUGAAUGUGAUAAACAAUCCAGCAUUACUCAGAAAAUACUACAUGUGGAAUGUGCACGUUUACAGGGGCGAGCAUUGUCAGUCAAGAGGCUUGCAAUGAUUUCCUUCCUGCCAAAAAUAAACACGUGAAACUGC
Hipposideros armiger (great roundleaf bat) is the source of this 4372-nucleotide messenger RNA. RefSeq names its product CTD small phosphatase like (gene CTDSPL). Bases 1 to 834 code for a protein of 277 amino acids. Gene Ontology annotation, molecular function: RNA polymerase II CTD heptapeptide repeat phosphatase activity. The record is from RefSeq and is a predicted model, not a curated record. The transcript has 8 exons. Lineage: Eukaryota; Metazoa; Chordata; Mammalia; Chiroptera; Hipposideridae.